AAAUGAACAGGAAAAAAGGGAGAAGAAAAGUACCCACAGCGAGAGAAUUCUCCGGAACUUUGGGACAAUAUAAGAGUGGACUGCUUCUUGUUUUGUUCUUCAUCAGGAGGGGCUGAAGCCUACGUCGAAGGUGGCCUAGGUUGUACCUUCCUUCUGCUGGAUUUCUGGUUACGUCUAGCCCCGACUUCUCAUACAACUUGGAGAUUUCGGUUAUUAGCAAACGGCUGGUUUCUUUCCUUGAAAGAAGCUUGAGGCUUCUAACUAUUGGGAUAUCUAUACCUUUCUAGCGAGUCAAGGAUCAAAUGAAAUGGAAAUAUCUGGAAAUAGAUGGUUCUCGGAACUUGGAGUGGAUGACUCUAGACUCAUUUACGAAGGCGACAUGAGCUCAUUCAAUCAAUUUGCUCCACAAGUAGCACCUGCACUUGCAGGAGGCUUCCAGCAAUCCCUUUCUUCAGAGAGCUAUACUUCUCACCCUUCCUUCCAUCCGGUCGUGGGUGCCCCUCAGAAAGGCUUCAUCGAGGGACCAAAAAAGAUGCAAAAGAUCAAUAGCUGGAGCCCUCAUAACACUGAGAAGAAUGCAGCUUUCGGCCUCGAUGCCCCUUCACCAGACUCUCUUUCAUUUCACAAUCCAAACUCACCGAAUAAAACUGUAUCUAUGAGAGCUGCAGCAUCACAAGAAGAGAUGAGGGCUUUAGUUUCUCAUGGUUCAGCACAGAAUUAUGAAACAAUUACUCAACAAGUAUCAAAGACGACAAAGAUGGGACCAGUGCUAUCUCAAGCUCAAGACCACAUAAUUGCCGAGAGGAAGCGGAGGGAGAAGCUCGGCCAGAGAUUUAUAGCACUUUCUGCAGUAAUCCCUCGUCUUAAGAAGAAGGACAAGGCUUCUGUUCUUGGAGAUGCAGUCGAAUACAUUAAAGAACUCAAAGAGAGGGUGAAGACCCUCGAAGACCAGAAUGCAACGAGGACUGUCGAAUCCAUGGUCCUCGUCAAGAAGUCUAAGCUCUCUGUCGACGAUGAUGGUUCGUCCUCAAAUGAAUUCUCAAACGGGUGCUCAUCAGAAGAGAGCCUUCCUGAGAUUGAAGUGAUGCUUUCUGAGAAGACAGCCCUCAUGAAGAUCCACUGCGAGAACCGGAGAGGAGUACUGGGGAGGCUGCUGUCCGAGAUCGAGAAGGUCCACCUCACAGUCACUAAUGCUAAUAUCAUGCCCUUCCUCAGCUCCUCUAUCUUUAUAACUGUGGCGGCAAAGGUUGAGGGGGAGUUUUCCAUAACAUUGGAAGAUCUUGCGAGGAAGCUAAACUCAGCUUUGAGCUAGUUCAUGUUAAGAAAGAACAGUUGUACAUAAGAAGUUCUUAUUGUAGUUAGAUCUCUCCCAAAUCCCAAUAGCUACAUUCGGGUAAGCUUGAGCUGUAUGAAGGCUGAGGUUGCUGUCUUUUUAAGGGGGCACGUCGCAUAAUGUCUCUUUGUAUUGCUUUCCUCCUUUGGGAUGGGUUACGAAAAGUAACAGUAGUUGUAUAGUUGUUCUACCGGACUUGUUUGCACUUGAAAAGAAGCAUCGUUGGCUUCGCUGUAUGGUACGAAAGGAUCCUACGAUAUCUUGUGGAAAUCUUUAGUUUACAGUUCGUGAA
Molecule: messenger RNA, 1625 nt
Organism: Phoenix dactylifera (date palm)
Lineage: Eukaryota; Viridiplantae; Streptophyta; Magnoliopsida; Arecales; Arecaceae
Source: RefSeq, a predicted model, not a curated record